Brettanomyces bruxellensis is the source of this 1749-nucleotide messenger RNA. RefSeq lists its product as uncharacterized. The transcript has a single exon. Gene Ontology annotation, molecular function: monooxygenase activity; heme binding; iron ion binding. The coding region runs from base 1 to 1749 and encodes 582 amino acids. The record is from RefSeq and is a predicted model, not a curated record. Lineage: Eukaryota; Fungi; Ascomycota; Pichiomycetes; Pichiales; Pichiaceae.
AUGAUCAACAUCCUAACCUGGAUUCCAUCACACCCUGGAAAAGUAGGUGAAAUUCUUGAUCGGGUAUAUCCAUUACUUCUUGUGAUCAGAUGGAUCCUAAUGUUACUUGUUGUGAUCUAUAUUGUUGACAUAAUUUUUCUUUCUCCCAGGAGAAUUAAGAACAUACCAAAUCUUUAUUCUGCUAUUCCAGUUUGGGGUAAUCUCUCCUUGAUAUCUCCAUCAGCAAAAACAUGGCAGGACUCUCCUUGUCUGAAGUUUCUCAAAAUAACAAAAAGCUUAGGAGAUGUUUACCAGGUUAGGUUUGGAAUUAGAGAUGUGAUUAUUGUCAACUCCUAUUCCUCGAUUAUGAAGUUAUGGUGCUGUAAAAGUGUGCGGGGAAAUAACUCAAGACCAAUUGGUGACACAUUUCACAAACUUCUUUCAAAAGAAAAUAUAUACACUAUAGGAACUACACCGUUUGGCCCAGAUUAUUUGAAGAUGAGGAAAUUUGUCACUUCUCAUCUUCUUAGCCUUUAUCAUGGAAAAAGUUACAACGGCCGUGUGAUUGGUCGGGAAUCGGAUAAGCUCAUUGCCAGAAUUAUCAAGGAAAGUGGGAAAAAGAAGGUGGCCAGCAAUGGGAAGCUUACCAGGUCAUUAAUUGUGAAUGAUCUUCUUCUUCAAUGCCAGUAUUUCCAUUUGGCAGUUGCUUUAAUGCUCACUUAUGGGUACUCAAUAAAUUACUCAGAUGAGGAGGCUCGGAAGAAUGCAAAAGAGAUCAUAUAUGUGGAGAAUCAAAUCACAAAAGUGAGGUCUCAUGUGCAAAACUUCCAGGAUUUUCUACCGCAGCCUUUCCGGGGACUUGUGGAGAGACUUUCUGGGAAAGAGAAGAAGGCCAGUGCAUUAUACGAGAGAAGAAAGAAAUAUCUAGACAGAUACUUCACAUAUUCCAAGAAUAAUGUAACUUAUCCCACUGUUUCAGUGAAAAAAAGUCUCAUGUACAGGUACUUCAUGGAUGGUGGGGAAAACAUCAACAGGGGACAAAUGGCCAGUAUCUGUCUAACACUGAUUAGUGCUGGACUCGACAACACACCUUUAAACUUCCUCUAUGAAAUACAUCAGCUAUCAAACUCUCCACACAUUUGCGAAAAGGCAUAUAAUGAGUUGUUGAAGUGCUACGCAAACGACCCAGCAGGGGCAUACAGGGACUGUUACAGAGAGCUGAAAUGCAAAUAUGUAGUGGCUCUGGUUAAAGAGACAUUGAGACUUUUCACGGUGUUGCCAAUGGCAUUACCAAGAGAGACAACUGCAUCGAUAGUUUAUGGAAAUGCGGUUAUCCCUGCCAAGACAAUUCUCUUUAUGAACUGUUGGGCUGGAAAUCACGAUGAAGAGGUAUUCUACAAACCAAUGGAAUUCAUCCCAGAGCGUUUUCUCAACAGCAAGACGAAGCACUUGGCGUUUGGAAUCGGUGCCAGGAUGUGCCUAGGAAAUCAUCUUGCAUUCCAGGAGUUGUACACCUUGACAUGCAAGUUCAUCCUUUUAUUUGAGUUUCAAAGCCCGCACACAACUUUGUUGAAUCCCUUAGAAUUGAAUCUGUAUCCAGGCUCAAUUGCGAUUGAGCCCGAACCACUUACUGUUGAGUUGAAGCUUAGAUCAGAGGAAUUACUUUCUGAGAUCAUCGGGGAUAGACCAGAGACAGUGGAUAAACCAGGUGAUGACAAAAAAUUCGAGCCUUUUGUUGGGGAAAAUGAAACUUCGAGGGCACAUAACUGA